AUGAUUGCGACGAGUAGCAGUACUGCUACUGGUACAAAGAAUCAGUCGGUUGUUGCGGUGCACGGUAGUGCGGCAACGUCGUCGUCUAGCACUGCGAGUGGUGGACUGUUGCCCCACGAGGGUCACUACAAAGAUACGGCGGGUCUCGGUUCCAUUUCCGGUUCGAUCCCCAUCGUUGGUGGAGUACUCACAGUCAACGAUUGCCGUAAAGACGUCGACGUGUCGGACGUACGUCGGUUGUCCCGCAAAUCGAUACCGAAGACGACAACAUCGCGUCGAGGGAAUUCGUCGCCGACAGAGCCGGACGUUCACGAAUCUUCCGAAUCCUCCUCCUCCGCCAGCAGUAGUAGUAGUAGUAGCGCGACAGACACCAACAACGAGGACGAGGAGGAACACGACGAGGACCAUUCGCCAGUCUCAUCGAAACGAGUUUCGGUCGAUUGUGCGGUAUCCAUGGAGUCCGCCUUGGCGAGUCCAGCCGUGCCCCACGUUCCCGAGUCCGUCCCGCCGACGGCCCAUUGUGCGGCGACCCAGACCGAUGCCCUUCCCACGGCCGGAACGGGGACUACACGAACCCCCCACACGGGUUCCCCCGCGUCGGCGGGAACGACGCAGACUCUACUCGUCCCGCCGCACGUGGCGGUCCGGGUCAUCAAGGGCGAAAUCCAUAACGUCCUUACCGUUCUACGCGCCGAUCACCGCUAUUUAUCCCACGAUCGAUUCCUACGGGAGGAGGAAGAAACCCGACACGUCGUCGUGGACGAAUUGCAACAUUUGCACGAGGCAUUGAGUGUGUGGAAAGACACCACUCGUGACGGUACAAUCGAGACCACCCACGAUCUGCCACCGAGUGGGGGACUGCCUUCGUGUGCGACCUAUCUGCCGCCCUUUUUGCACGCCAUACAGGCCCGAGAAAUCUCCGCUCCCGUCACGGGGGCCGCCUUGAACGCGAUUCAUAAGUUCCUCCUCUACGGAUUCCUAUUGCCUCUGCCCCGUACAGACUUUACGGAUGUUUCCCCCACAGCGGAAGCCACCCGGGGUAUGACGAUGAUUGCACAAGCCUUGCUCCAAUGCACCUUUGAAGAAACCACCGCGGCGGACGAAUACAAGCACCGAAGGGGGUUGUCGUCGAUGCACACGGCUGGAGGGCUGGCGCAGCCACGGGGCGCCGGGAGUGCGGCCAACGCCGCAGCCAAGCAGCGCCAGGCCGCACAAGACGAAAAGGUCGUUCUUAAAUUACUCGAACUGGCCGCCCUGGUGGUCCGCUGUGGGGUAGAUUUCGACCGCCAAUUACUCUCCAGUGGACACAUUGUGGGCUUACUCGAUACCACCUUACACGUGUCGCACCGGGCCAGUCGAGCCAGUCCCUUACUACAGUCCGCAGCCUCCGACGCCUUGGCACAAAUCGUCCUACAAGUGUUUGCCACCACCAGCAGUAGCACCGCAGCUGUUACUGACAACCAAGGCACCAGACAAACGACCGCUCGUCUCGAGAUUUGGCAACAGCUCGCCAAUUUGCUCAAUCCGGCAACGCACGAUGAACGUGUGACUGUAUCGUCAUUGACAGCCGUCAAUAUCGCUUUGGAAACAUGUCGGGACGAUUUGAUGCCGGAUGAAAUUAUCCUUUUACAGAAUCAAGUCUGCAAGUACCUCUUGCAGUGGAGUACUUCGCACGAUACGCAAAUUUUAAGUCUGACGCUUCGUGUUAUCUUUAAUCUCUUUCAAUCGAUUCGGAAUCAUUUGAAAGUCCCACUCGAAGUCUUUCUUACGUCAGUACAUCUGCGCUUGCUGGAUACCACGUUGGAUGAAGAGCGUGAAAUCGCCCUCGAGAGUUUACUCGAAUUCUGUCAAGAACCAGCGUUGAUGCAGGAUUUGUACCUCAAUUAUGAUUGUGACGUUGCCUGCAGUAACUUAUACGAAUCGCUCGUAACGGCCUUGGGCAAAACCGCCCAACCUGUAGGAUACGAUGGUAACCACAAACGGCGCGUGGGACAAACUGAUGUGAUUGCGUUGGAUGCGUCUACCAACUCGGAGGCUUCCAGGUCGCGUUUUGCAACAGCAACAACGGCACCUGCGGUAACUCACUUGUCCAUUUCUCUCGCUGCGCCGCCUUUGAACUUACUGAAUCGCCUCGCCAUGGACGGGUUGUUGGCAAUUUUGGAUUCCAUUGUCAGGCGUUGUGACGUUGUACCCCUAUCAACCGAAACACAGCAGCUCAGGUCAUCAUCUCUGGACCGCGUCAAUGGCAGUCAUGGCAGUCUCCAUUCGUUCCGAACACUGAGCUCUGACGAUAUCAUGAGCGAAGACGAGCUUGAUUAUUCCAACCAUCUAACCGAAAGUAUGUUGCACGAUCGAAAAAAACGCAAACAUGCGUUGACACGGGUGGCAACCAUGUUUAAUCAAGAUCCCAUGGGAGACAAAUGGCGGAUGCUGGCUGUCGAACAAGGUGUGUUGGAUAGUAAUAUUAGUGUGCAUGGAGUAGCAGAACUCUUGCACACGGCGCCAGGCUUGGACAAAUCACAAGUCGGUAUAUUUUUAAGCAAAGGACCGGACAAGGAGUAUCCUUUCCAUGCUGAAGUCCGAGCCUCUUUUGCUAGCCUCUACGACUUUGCGGAUCUACCUUUUGCCCUGGCCUUGCGUAAAUUCUUGUCCAAAUUUCGGUUGCCCGGCGAAGCUCAGUGCAUCGACAGAUUUAUGGAAGCCUUUUCCAAAGAACUCUACCAUCAGCAAGGAGCGUCAAUUUUUGCCAACGCUGACGCUGUCUACGUCCUCGCUUUCUCGACAAUAAUGCUGAACACAGAUUUACACAACCCGACAAUCAAGGAGGACAAACGAAUGACAUCUGAUCAGUUCGUUCGAAAUAAUCGUGGGAUCAAUGGUGGUAAGGAUUUGCCAGCCGAAUUUUUGAAGGAUCUAUAUAUUCAAAUAAAAGAGAAUCAGAUUCAAGUACGAAGGGAAGUGGGGGAUCUUGUAUCAAGGCAUGAGCACGAAGAUACUAGAGCUGCUUGGGAGAGUAUCCUGGCCAAAAGCAAGGAAGUCGCAUCGCCUUUCUUUACACCCGCAGGCCGAACCCGGCGCCAAGCCUCGCGCUCUGGACUACACGAUAAGGAAAUGUUUGAAGUUCUCGCAAUUGCAGUCCUGCGUUCCUUCCCUGGUAUUUUCGAGCGAUCGUGGGACGACGCGAUGGUGGUUAAAGCGUUGCGUGGAUUGCAACAAACUGCAAAACUAGCAGCUCAUUUUGACAUGAACUCGGUAUUCAAUGAAAUUCUCGAAUUUCUUCUUGCGAAAGGGCGCGAUUAUGUAACCGAAUGCAUAACCAUGGACUGCAUCCAUAUGGACGGGGACACAUCAGUUGUCUCCAAUUCCAAGACAGCUGUUUCCAACGAGACUAUGGACGACGACGAAACAAAUGUGCCUGAAACAGAGCAACCAAUUCCUGAAGGGUUACUGUGCUCAAGCUCAUCACAUUCCUAUGAUGAUAUUACUGGUGCAGCCGUACAUCGUGGUCUGCUGGCGUUUGAUAGUGGAUUUGUAAUGGUCCGAAAGAAUGCACGGAGAGUGGUUGGAGCCUGGCCAUUGUUUGUCGAGUGCAUCUGCGCGCUUCGCGAUGCCAAAGCUCUACCAGUGGGUCUCUCUGAUCUGGAUGACUUUGCAGAUAGCAGUGGUAAUGUUCUGCCUCUGUCACCGUUCGCAAAGAAGUCAAAACGGAGUUUAGAAAGCUACUAUAGGGUAAAAGCCGACCCGGACGUGUCCGAGAACAGGAAGGGAUGGUUCCGAGCUUUCUUCAAGAAGAGCAGCAAAGCAUCUGAUGACGACUCGCUUGAUGAUCACCUAAGCACUGUACCUGACAAAUUCGAUGCGUCAUUGCACGCCAAAGUUCUCAUGGCUAUAGCCGAAGCGGCCGAUAUUGAAAAAGUUGUUCAGAUGGGGUCGGCUAUGCUUCCCAAUGCGGAGACAAUCAUUGCCUCAUUGCUACAAUUUGUUGAAAAAUACCCAUUCGACUCGAAUCCGAUACAAGAACAGCACGCAGUCUUUGGUCUGGAAUUGGCCGCCCGCAUGCUACUUUCCAACAGGCGUCAAGCCCCAUCUUUGUUCAUGAUGUUUCUAAAAACGUUUGAGAAGGUGUUCGAGCUAGUUUCGGACACGAAUGUUCCUUCACCUUUUUUUAUUGAGCGUAUUGUUGUUACUGUUUUACGCUCAAGCAUUCAUUUGUAUGACUUUGACGAGCUCCGUCCGCAUUUGCGCGCUUCACUGCAUUUGCUUACGAUGACUUUGCCAAGAACCUUUGUGCGGCAAAUUGCUGAUCGAAUGGCUUGUGGUUUAGCAAUCAUUUUGCGUGCCAGCUACCAUUUCUUCGAAACACCCAACGAUUGGGCCUUUAUGGGGGAUACGCUUGACAUGCUCGCAAACCAUAGUGUGUCGAGAGUUUUCGUUUUCGACGGAAUAGCAUCAACCGUAGAGCAUGCGAUACCAGUUGAGACAGAACGAGCGGCAAAGGGCAGAGAAGAGCGUCCUUCUCUGUCAAAAGAGGCAUCUAGUGCUCUGGCAAGGAUCUUGACGCGAUUUGUGUUAGGAUUUUAUCAGCGUGACUUGACUUUGCAAGUCCCAGCCAUGUUAUGUUUGGAAAAAGUAUAUCGACACAAGGUCGAUCUUUUGUUAGACGCAGCUGUCAAAAAGACAAGCGCCGAAUGCGGUAGUAAAGAUUCAGUCUCCGAGUUUGACCCGCUUGCUUCCGUACCUGACAAGGAUCUUUGGCAGAAUAUUGCUGUUGCCGUCUACUCGGUUUGUCGGUCCGUUGACGUGGACGUGUCUCGGAACGGCGUGGAAUGUUUUCAGCGCAUAAUUCUACGAACAGGCAUUGACCAGAUAGCGCAGGAAAAAUGGGUUGCAGUCUUGUAUUUAAUAAUCAACAAGCAGCCGCCUACGACUGCAGACGUUAGCCGCGGCAACACGUUCUCCUUGCUCGGCCAAUUGCUGAAUAUGGUGUUGCCCUCCCUAAGUUACAGCAAAGACAAUCGCGAUGAUCUUGUGGAUUUGAUUCACGCCACGGCUUCUCUAGCACAGGACAAUCUUCAACAGGGAAGACGCGGUAGUGUUUCUCCCUUAUUUCAAAAGACGCUUCAGACCGUCACGUAUCUGUCCAAUAAUAUGGUGACAGAGGAAUGGACAGGCGAGCCCGAAUUCAGCGCUUGGGCAAGUGAAACUUUAUUGCAUGAACUCGAAAAGGUUGGAGCAGCUGGUGCAUCCUUGAAAAACCAAGAGGCAAUCAAACGGCCUGCUGCUACUCCACCGGCGGCGGCAAAGACGACACCAACGGUUUUGCGCUCAAAUACAGGGGAACAUGCACAAGAGACAGAGACGCACAUUAAACGAGAAAAAGAAGUAGAAACAGAAAUUGAAAAGUCAGUGAUCCAUGCGAGCGAAGAAUUGGCGGAACCUAUCGAAGACGAAACGGAGGAACAUUAUGCAAGUGACUUUGAGGAAGAUGACACGGAAACUUCCGAGCAGUAUCUGUGACACAUAGAAAAUAGGAUGAUAGAAUCUUCAUUACGAUUCGUUU
Phaeodactylum tricornutum CCAP 1055/1 is the source of this 5560-nucleotide messenger RNA. RefSeq lists its product with no specific name. Gene Ontology annotation, molecular function: guanyl-nucleotide exchange factor activity. The transcript has 2 exons. Lineage: Eukaryota; Bacillariophyta; Bacillariophyceae; Surirellales; Neidiaceae. The record is from RefSeq and is a predicted model, not a curated record. Gene Ontology annotation, biological process: regulation of ARF protein signal transduction. The coding region runs from base 1 to 5517 and encodes 1838 amino acids.